Messenger RNA from Anopheles aquasalis, 663 nucleotides. RefSeq names its product mitochondrial ribosomal protein L51 (gene mRpL51). NCBI's taxonomy places the organism in Eukaryota, Metazoa, Arthropoda, Insecta, Diptera, Culicidae. The record is from RefSeq and is a predicted model, not a curated record. Gene Ontology annotation, biological process: translation. Gene Ontology annotation, molecular function: structural constituent of ribosome. Gene Ontology annotation, cellular component: mitochondrial large ribosomal subunit.
GGCGGCGACUAAUGUCCGGCCACUUGGCCAGUUUGUUUACGUUUUCCUCGCUUCGAUUUCCGUGUGGUGUCAGCCGAUAAAAUACAGGGAAAAUGUCCUUUGCGGUAAAUCUAGUUUCGUGCAUCGGACGGGCGCUCUGGCAACCGCAGGUGAUGCCCGUGCGCUUCCGCUAUCAUGCCGAUAAGCUGGCACGAGGUCCGCUGGUGCGGCGCCAUGGCUACGAAGACAGGAUCCUUCAGCGAGGCCUCUUACCUCACUUAGAUAACGGCCAGAAGCUACCGAUGCCGGAUUACAAACCAAAGAAUGCGUGGUGUGAAAAGCGUGCGCUAUUCGGACAGAACGAUUACAUCGAUAUCCUGGGUAACGAUCGGCUGCACCCAACACGCGUCCUGUAUUCCGUGCCGUCGUGGUUGCGAGGAAUCUCCGGCAACGAAUAUCAGGUGUUGCUAAGGAAGAGGAAAAUGCUCAGCCGAACCAUCUAUCCCGUUGCGCGACCUACCAAGUGGCGAGACAUGGAGAAGCGCAUCUCAUACUUGUACCGCUUCCUGAACCGCAAAACCAAAACCGGUGCCUCCAAUGUCUAAGCGGACGUUAAAGGCUGUGCAUGCAUUACGUAGUAGUCAAUAAAUGAUGUCACUUUCGCGGUAGAACCGUGUUUGAGUU